AUGACACCUCACCUGCUUGUGAAGGCAGUUCAGCUGUCUGCUAAGGCCACAACCACUCUGGUGGCAUUCCAGCAGCAGAGCCAAUGUUGGGCUCGACUUCAACUCACCACAAACGGUCUGCAACUGUUUCACCUAACAUUACAAUCUGUGUGGUUUUUCUAUUUAUUAGGCCAAGUCAAGGUGUUCAGGGCGUUGUUCACCUUUGACCCCAGAACGCCAGACGAGCUGUACUUUGAAGAGGGAGACAUCUUGUACAUCUCUGACACAAGCGACACUAAUUGGUGGAAGGGUACAUGCAGAGGAAGGACAGGACUAAUUCCAAGUAACUAUGUCGCUGAGCAGGCAGAGUCUAUUGACAAUCCAAUGCACGAAGCAGCCAAACGAGGUAAUUUGAGCUGGCUGAGGGAAUGUGUGGAGAACAAGGUUGGAAUCAAUGGGUUGGAUAAGGCAGGAAACACUGCCCUCUACUGGGGAUGCCAUGGAGGACAUAAAGAUGUGGUGGAGCUGUUGCUAAGCCAACCCAAUGUGGAGCUCAACCAGCAGAAUAAACUUGGGGACACUCCUCUUCACGCUGCUGCCUGGAAGGGUUAUUCUGACAUUGUGGAAAUGUUGCUUAACAAGAAUGCGAGGACGGACAUCAGAAACAAUGAGAAUAAACUGGCUCUGGAGAUGGCCACCAACGCCCAGUGUGCUUCACUUCUCAAGAGGAAGCAGGGAAGUAAUUUCACCCGCACACACAGCAACGCUGAGGAGUAUUUGGAUGAUGAGGACUCGGACUGAGCCGGCCCUUUUGAAACAUCAUUGCUGUCUUCCAUUGGGUUUGAAGGGGUGGUCGUGGAGCUUGGAGAGUUUUUAUUACAGACCUAAAAUGGAUUUGCUGCUGUUUUCAAGUGUAACUCCAUUUUAGCUCAAUUAAUUUGUACAAACACCUCAGUUCUUUGCCCUCUGCAUAAUGUCAGUGUGAAUUUCAAAGCAUUGAAUUAAGGCAUUUUACAGUUUGCCUGCUUUGCCAAGUGCAUUUCCACAUGUAAGGAAUUUGUCUUGCAAGCAUCCGUCGCACACUGUGGGCUGAGGGGCAGAAUAUGUGUAGUAGUGGAAUAAUGGACCAAAGCUCUAAGAAGCACAUUCCAAGCAUACAGAUUAUAUUUAACCCAUUUAAACUGGGAAUUAAAGUGCCAGUGCAGAUUAAAAGAUUGAUCAGGGCUGUGUCUAGUUUCGUUAUCAAGCUCUGCUUAAAUGACCAAACUACAGAGUCACCUUAAAGGAAUUGGGAACACAUAAUCUUUUGCAGUUUACAAGGCACAGUUUAUAUCUAUUUAUGUACAUCAGGGAGGCAAAGUAAUGUGUAUUUAACCUUAAUAUUUCCUAAUUAAAUGGGUUGUGCUGAGGGACCCAAUAAGACUUUUUCCAGCAUUAUCUGCUUGGUCAACUUAAGGGUGUCACUAAUGUGCAUAAAUGGGCUUCAUAGGGGAAAUGUAUGUGUAAUCUGCCUCUGAUGGCAGUAAUAUUCCCACCUCCCCUUCAUAAUGUCAUGAAACUCACCCGUUACUUUUUGCGCUACAUGUAUUUUGGUCUAUGUUAUCACAUUUCCACUGCCGUUGAACAUCUUCUGUCAGUUCAUUGUAAGAAAAAAAAACUGCCCUGUAUGAAACAGACUUUAGAUUACUCUUUCCUCUUUCAAGCUUUUGAUGGUUUGAUUCCAUCCUGGGAGCAAUUUUUCUGGUUUUAUUGCUGCUUUCCGACAAAUAAUAUUAAAAAAGUGCCUUAAAUAUGUGUAACAGAGUGUGUCUAUGUGUGAACAUUUAUUCUGAAUUUAUUAAGAUGAUUUUGUCCUAGAUUUCUAUCUGCUCUAUCUUUGGUCUGCAAUAAAAGAUUUGAAGUUAAAAAAUCA
Molecule: messenger RNA, 1891 nt
Organism: Lates calcarifer (barramundi perch)
Lineage: Eukaryota; Metazoa; Chordata; Actinopteri; Centropomidae
Gene: ostf1
Product: osteoclast stimulating factor 1
Exons: 11
Coding region: 1-780 (259 amino acids)
Biological process (GO): signal transduction
Molecular function (GO): protein binding
Source: RefSeq, a predicted model, not a curated record